Mycena citricolor is the source of this 1278-nucleotide messenger RNA. The record is from the annotation of a GenBank genome assembly. Lineage: Eukaryota; Fungi; Basidiomycota; Agaricomycetes; Agaricales; Mycenaceae.
AUGGCUCCAAAGACUGGGUUCAAAAUCCCUCAACCUUGGGACACAAGUAGACCUAUACUUGAUGAAAAGGAUCCCCUGUUGAUUGAGGCAUAUUUGCGUCACUGCGCGCAGAUCGUGGAGGAUGGUGGCAUCACAGAUGUCAAACAAGCAAAAAGCAUGUACAUUCGUUAUUUGCCGUCGCGGCAAGUAAUGGACGUAUGGGAAGGUCUCGAUACCUAUUCCGACGACACGAAAACUGUCGCGGAGUUCGAGACCGAAAUAUUAAAAGGAUACCCUGAGGUGUCCAAGCGAAAAACGGGGACCAUGGCAGAUCUAGAUAGACUCUGUCGCGAGAACCGUGGAAUCAAAAUCACGGAUGAGGGCGAUUUGAAGCGUUUCGGCCUUCAGAUGUACAGUCACUACAAGCGACUGUCAGUCCCUCCUGCCAUUAUUACCAACAAAGUCGCGUGUGAACGCUACAUGCGUACUUUGGACUCCGAGUUCAGUACCAUCUUGAGGAAUGCUUUGGCUACGAGUCAAGUAUUCAACAAGCGCUACCAAACUCGCGCCGGGAUAGCAAACGCUAAUGUCCCCGCGACUGGAGUCAACCGGCAGGACGACCCCAUCCAGUUGAAAGAAUUAAUGACGAUGGCGGAAGAAAUGGCGUCGACGUUGAGCAACGAAGACGAAAUUCCCAUAAUCGCGCGACCUCCCAAGGUUUGCUUCGACUAUGAGACUAGUCCACCCAACCAUGCUAAGGUUGAGGAGUUGGAAAACUCGAUUUCCAACUUGAAGGACUCAUUUCUUCUACACCAAAAAGAGCUACAGACUCAGUUGCAGGAAGCGCUGAAGACUUUCCUACCAAAUGGAGAGGGGACUCAGGGACAACGAGUAGAGGCUUAUUGGAAGAAGAAGGGCAAAUCCGUCAACUUCCAAGACUCCUACUACUUGGAUCAGUUCGAUAGCUGCGACAAUGAUGAUAUGUCCGACUACCCUGAAGAAGUGGCAGAUGAGAUACGCUCCCUUCGAAGUCAACUCAUCCAAUACGAGAGGAAGUUGUCGCGACCAACCCCAGAGAGUCGCGCUGAGCCAAAGACUCAAAGAGCUGCAUCUGGUUCAACCAGCAAUGCAAUGGAAGGUGCCAUGGGCCAGUUCAUGCAGAAAGCCAUGACUGACGCCAUGGCCGGCUACUUCAACAACAUGAACAGUGGUUAUCCUCAGACUCAGGAGCAGUUCAUUCAAACCCGUCGUGGUGCGAAUAGCCAACCUGAGGGCGACGAUAACAACUCGGGUUUCUAA